Messenger RNA from Prinia subflava (tawny-flanked prinia), 6144 nucleotides. RefSeq names its product calcium/manganese antiporter SLC30A10-like. Gene Ontology annotation, molecular function: zinc ion transmembrane transporter activity. The record is from RefSeq and is a predicted model, not a curated record. NCBI's taxonomy places the organism in Eukaryota, Metazoa, Chordata, Aves, Passeriformes, Cisticolidae. The coding region runs from base 490 to 1800 and encodes 436 amino acids. The transcript has 4 exons. Gene Ontology annotation, cellular component: membrane. Gene Ontology annotation, biological process: detoxification of zinc ion; zinc ion transmembrane transport; manganese ion transport.
GGCUCCUCUGGACUGGGUCCAACACGCCAUGUUCCUCCUGUGUUGAGGUCAUCAGAUCUGCAGGUGGGGUCUCACCAGAGCAGAGUGGAGGAGAAUCACCUUCACUCUUCUGGCCACGGUGCUUUGGGUGCAGCCCAGGACUCGCUUGGCUUUUGACACACCUUUCUGCAGGCUGGUGGCUGGAAAUGAGCUGUCUCAGUAGAUGGCACUCUGUCCUUUAGUUUGGCACUUUCGUCGCCAAUAAAGCGCCAAAGGUCCGUAAUUACCGGGUCCGCCGCUGGCACCUCACGGUCUCGGGGCGGCAGGGGCGCAGGCAGGGCGGCGUGGGGCGGCUCUGUGUGCCCCAGAGGGCCCUUCCCCGCCCGGGGCUGCCCGCGGCCGCUCCGUGCUCGGGCCCGGCGGCCCGGGCGGGGCGGGGCGGCGCCCUCGGGCGGGGCGGCGCGGCCGCCCUUAUUGCGGAGCGUUAGCGGCCGGCGGCGCACGGCCGCCAUGGGGCGGUACUCGGGCAAGACGUGCCGCCUCAUCUUCAUGCUGGUGCUCACCGUCGUCUUCUUCGUGGCCGAGCUGGUGUCCGGCUACCUGGGCAACUCCAUCGCGCUGGUUUCCGACUCCUUCAACAUGCUCUCGGACCUCAUCUCCCUCUGCGUGGGGCUCUCCACCGGGCGCAUCGCCCGCCGCAGCCGCCGCGGUCCCCGCGCCACCUACGGCUACAGCCGCGCCGAGGCGGUGGGAGCGCUCAGCAACGCCGUCUUCCUCACCGCCCUCUGCUUCACCAUCCUCGUGGACUCCAUCCUCCGCCUCGCCCGGCCCCAGACCAUCGACGACGCCCAGCUGGUGCUCAUCGUCGGCACCCUCGGCCUCGCCGUCAACGUCGUGGGGCUCCUCGUCUUCCAGGACUGGGGCUCCUGCUGCCGCGGGCGAUGCCCGUGCCGCCGGCCGCCCGCGGCCGCCGCGCUGCGGGACGUGCCCGGGGCCGCCCCGGACGGCGAGGAGGAUGAAGCAGGUGAUUCACCAAAUGACCAAAAGAGCCCUGAAAAGGGGUCUGAGAAGAAAAAAGAGAAAAAGUCUGAAGCCUUGAACAUCAGAGGUGUUCUUUUGCAUGUUAUGGGAGAUGCACUUGGGUCUGUAGUCGUGGUAGUUACUGCUACGAUCUUCUACCUACGUCCUCUGGGGAAUGCUCCGUGCAAUUGGCAGUGCUACAUUGAUCCAAGCCUGACUAUAGUUAUGGUGUUCAUCAUCUUGUCUUCUGCAUUCCCACUUAUAAAGGAGACCGCAACUAUUUUGUUGCAGAUGGUCCCCAAAGGUGUUGAUCUGCAACUAUUGACUGACAGACUGGCUCGUGUGCCAGGGGUUAGCAGCCUCCACGAGGUGCACGUCUGGGAGCUCGCAAGCGGGAAGAACAUCGCCACUCUUCACAUCAAGUGCCAAACCCCUUCCGAUUACCAAGAUGCUGCUCACAAAAUACGGGAGGUUUUCCACGAGGCAGGAGUCCAUUCUGUGACCAUCCAGCCCGAGUACACUGACCACAAGACCUCACAUCUGCUGUGCAGCUCACCCUGCAUCUCCACAGCCUGUGACUCUCACCUGUGCUGCAGCCAGAGGGAGCCCCCCCGGGCUGAAACCAAUGGCUACAUGGACAAAAGUGAGAGCUCCCUCUCUGCACAGCACAAAGACAAUGGUUCCAGGAAAAGUGACAUUGAAAUCCCUAUGGAGGACCCAGUGGCAGAGGACAGGGUGAAAAGCGUGAACAAUCGUGACGUGUCCGAUGACAAAUCACAGUCGGGUGGUACACGAUUCUAGGCAAUUGGCUCUGCUCUGUGUCCUGUUCUCAUGGAGCAAACAUAUCCUGGCUGGGAAGGGGGGCACUGGUGGUUGUAGCUGAAGUUGGCGUGGCAAAACGAUUUCUGUGCUUUAGCUGUAAACCAAAAUACGCCUAAAACCCCCUUGUACCUGAACUAAGGAUUAAGAUUUGCACCGAGGCUGUUGCAUUUGUGUUUUUGUGAUGCAGCCUUACCCAGUUCCUUACCAAACGAAGGCUGAAUUCCUACUAUUAGAGUGGAUGGGGUGUAUCGCUCUGUCUGCACUGAUGUUUGCAGUUCAUGGCCAGUAGCCCUGGGAAAGAACCUCUGGCCUUUCCUGCUGGAGUGAGCUGUUUCUUGAAAGCCCUGUGGCCAGUUAAUGAUUGUCCUGGGCUGGAGUACUGUAUAUUUAUAAAGGGCUUCAGUAGAGAUGCUUUACUGAUCCUCAAGCCCCAUUUUUGCAUGGACAGUUCAUUUUUAACAGUAACAAUUCUGGCCAGUGGAGUUUGUGAAUGAAAUUAAGAGUGUCUGAGGGGAAGCACUCAGGAAUUUUGACUUGUGUUAUUUUCUUGAUUGACUCCUGUAUUUAGGGACAGAGGAGAAGCUGGUCUUGCUUCUCUACAAGUAAUACUGGAGUCCCAGCCUAAUCACAGAUGAGUGUGCUAAGGAAUAGACUGCUUGUCAUGAAAGCAAUCAAGUACCUACUAACGUUGUCUGUACUGAUUCUAUCAAAUGGAAAUGCAGGCAGUCAUCCAAUUAACUUUUGUAUUUUUCACUGUUAUGAUUGUACAACUCAGUCUUUUAAAAUUCUUAUUAUCCUUUCCCUGACAACACAAGUUCCAAGAGCCAUGGUCUUAUUUCAUCAUUGUGCAGGAUGAUUGCAUUAUCUUUUACACUGAGUCUGUCAUUGUUCAUGCUGAAUAAAUAAGCUACAAUUUAUUAUGAACAGUUGAAAUUCUGCUAUUCUAUUAUUAAGGCAUAAUUUAGUAGUGUAUUAAUUAAGGAAGCACCUUUAAAGUCUUGUAUGCAGUAUUAUCACUUAGAGGGAGCUUUAAAAAAAUGAAAGCAGGAAUAUUUUCCUGGUUUAGUCUCAAUCAUUUCUUGUUGGCUGGUUUUGAAGGUCAUGAUGCCUUGAAUCCCACCCUCUGCCCAAAGGUGUAUCUCAAAGUGUAUUUAGUGAAGUAGUUCACUGUCUUUUUGCUGCUUGCUCUUUCUGAAGGUAUGCAAGGGUGCUCUAAGGAAAACAAGGUGAUGUGCCCUGUCACCAGAGCUUGAUUUCAGUCAGGUAUGUUCCACAGAGGGAAGGGGAAACCCACUACUCAAUCCACACUGAGUCUAGUGCUCAGUCUCCCUGGUUAUGCAGAUCAGGUCCAGAAGAUCCCAAAUAUAUUUUGUUGGCAAAAGCAGCCUUUCAAUGGUCUGUGUGGCCUGGACAGGCUAUUUUAUCCAUUUAUUCACAGACACCUUUGUAAAAUAGAGGUGUCUUUACCUCAGUGACACCAGCAGAAAGGGUAAAUUGAUUUCCAGCCUGGGCUGAGAAAAUACCAGGACCUCCUUGUACAGAUGGCUUAAAAGCAGCCUACUCCUUAUUAAUAAAGAUGAUUGCAAUAAUUCAAUGAAUAUUAAAACACACAGCAGGAUAUUUUACUGCUUGGAAUGUACUAUUUCCUGAAGCACUGAUUUUAGUCUACAUAGAAUAUUUCUAGAAUUAUAGUUACAACUUUUAAACAGAUUUUUUGAUGAAUUAAGGUAUUUUAUACCAUUUCAUUGUAAGUUUGUAUCAUAUAAAUUAACCUAUUUGUUAAUAUAAUUAAGAGCUUGAUCCUCCAGGCUCUUUGAUUCCAUUGGCAGCAGCAGGAUCUUGCUUGGCAGUUAUUGCACGAGUUAAUGUAAAUCAGGAAGCAUUGUAAGUAAGAAUCACUCCGUCUUUUAAAAGCCUGUGCCAUGAAGUAAGACAGCCCUUUCUUCUGUUCUUUUUUUUUCCCCUCUUUAUUUUCAUCUAUGAUGAUGCUUAGAUGUAAAUAGUGAAUAUAUUUAUCGUGUUUUUGAGAACUGGAAUAGAAAUCUCCCAAAAUAACAACCAAGUCUAUGGGAGAGCCUUCGUCCCAGAUAUCCUCUAAAACAAGCACCAUUUCAGAAUUAUGCAUAAUUAUUUGUAUCUUAAAUCAGGUAAUUUGAGAUGUAUAUAUGUGUAUAUAUAUAUAUAUAUAUACAUAUUUCAUUAAAUGGUUGAAAGCAGGAAUGGCAUUAUUUACUCUGGGAUUAAAGAAAACUAGUAUGUGUGAUGUUAGGGCAUUUGUUAAAAUGCACAAUUUUUAUUCUUCCAGUGUUAAAACCAUGGCUAUGUAUUUUUAAAACUUAAAAGUGUUGUAACGUGAAAACACAAUGAAAUAACAUUCUUAAACUUUAUCUUCUCUUGUCUGGUUGAAUGUACUGUAACUGCUGCCUGUGAAUAAAUGGGAAAAUACCAGGAAUUAUAGAAAUCUUCAUAGAUUUUGACAUAAUAAUGAGACAUUUUAAUUUUGCUUUAUUACUUAAGCAAGCAAGAGCAGAGCUAUGUUAUUUUUGAGAUAAACCUUGCUUUUUUUGUGUGUUGGGACUUUCAGGGUAUUCAACUAAGGUUUCUGACCAGCAUCUUUGCCCUCAUUUGGGCAGCAAAAUAUUUUUCUCCUGUACUGUGCUUCCGCUCUCUAAUUCUGUGGCAGACUUCAUUCCAAUCCUUGUGUAUUUUGUAUUGGAGUAUUUCCCUUCAGUUCUUGGCAUAUUUCUUCUAAUUCUGUUGAAGCAGGCUUUCCUCACUUUGAGAUACAGUAUAUUUCUAUGUUAGCCCUUUUCUAUGGGCAUUUGUUCUAAAUUCAGUUUUGUAGUCUAUUGCACUGUCAUAAAAGCUCUGUUCUGGCCUCUUUAGCUGAAUUAGUUUUCCUCCCUGACAAAUGCAGGUUGAUUGUGCUGCUCUGUCCUCUUCAAGCACUGCCUUAUGAUUGUCUAUCUUGGUUUUUGGGUUCUCUUGCAACAGUUGUCCCUUCUAUCUAUUGCUGCUGGUGGCAAAGGAAAUCUGUUUAAAUUAUGUGUGACUUUCAGCUGGUGGAUGUGAUCCAUGGCCAGUCAUACCUGUGACCUAGUAGGAUGAUGAAGCCUUUGCUAGGCUUGCCAGAUCAUUCUGCAGUAAAAGUGAAACCUGGAAUAAGUUAACAUGACACUGAAAGCAAAAGCAAUUUAAGGGCCUUCAUCAGUUGUGUGCCUUUUCUUAAAGGGAAUCAAUUCUUUGUCACCUUUUUGUACGUGCCAAAAGUGUCAAUUUGAUUUUUAAUUUUUUUUUUCUUCUGAAGCCCUCUAAAUGCAGGUGUUGCCUUUACUCUUAGUUAUUAAGAAAACUGCUGCUAUUUUCAGGAGUAUUGCCUUUGUUUUGCCAGUUUUCAGCUGACUUCCUUUUCCUUGUCUUUUUUACAAUACUUACCUUGACUCAUAGUGCAAGUGUGUUUUAUAUCAUUGUCUCUUCAAUAAAGCAGAAUGGUUUUAAUAGCCUAGUCAUGGUGAUCUACCAAUAAUGCAGUUUAGAAAUACCUUUAUUUUUUAUUGCACUGGUUUCAGUUUUGCACUCCAUUCUAUUAAAAUAGAUCCACUUUCUGGUUUUGCUAUGUGAUGUACCUUACCAUUGCAAACCAGUUUUUGACCUUCUUUACUUUUUUCCUAUUCUUUCCCUCUCCCAUUCCUGAUUAUAAUGCUUACUGUCCUGAAUACUCCCUUUUAUUCUGAACUUUGAAGGGAAUAUUCCAGCACCUGAAUUUUUCCCAAAGAGAAGUUCACUACCCAAGUUCUAUGGAUGGCUUGAUGUGAGCUACUCUGAGGACUAUUUUGUGUCCUGUGGUCUGUGUAGAAGUGCUAUCUAAGUAUGAACACAUGUCUUUAUGCAUAAUUAAAUUCUUUAUAAACACUCUACCUGAAUCAACUUCUUAAGAAAGCUGCAUUUCUAAACCUGAUAAGGUAUAAUGAAAUCAGGAGGGUUUAUGAGUCAUUCCUUAACAUCUUGGGGGAAAUCUUGGUAAAAGAUAAUUCAAAAGCUAUAAGCAUUCCUAUAAGUUCUACUACUUACUCUGCUGUACAGUGGAAGCACUUUCUACGUUAAAUACUUUAUUUUAACAGUGAUACCUUGAUGUGAGGAUGUCACUGUAGAAGAUUGUUACAUUUAUGGAGCUGUGUUGCUUAAAAGUUUCCUCCCGUUUUUCUGUUCCUCAUGUGAUUUAAUGUGUCAAAAUGUAAUUUCCAUGAUUGCUGAAUCUCACUGUGGUUUUAUUAACCAUUAGUGAGAAAUGACCUAAAGUUUUAGGUACAGCUAUAUUUUUAU